Molecule: messenger RNA, 1824 nt
Organism: Talaromyces marneffei
Lineage: Eukaryota; Fungi; Ascomycota; Eurotiomycetes; Eurotiales; Trichocomaceae
Exons: 3
Coding region: 1-1824 (607 amino acids)
Biological process (GO): tetrahydrofolate interconversion
Cellular component (GO): cytosol
Molecular function (GO): FAD binding; methylenetetrahydrofolate reductase [NAD(P)H] activity
Source: RefSeq, a predicted model, not a curated record
AUGCACGUCGGCCAAAAGCUCCAAGAACAGGCGGCCACCGGCCGACCUGGAAUCUCCUUCGAAUACUUCCCCCCCAAGACCGCACAAGGUGUCCAGAACUUAUACGACCGUAUGGACCGCAUGCAUGAUCUGGGCCCAGCUUUCAUCGAUGUCACCUGGGGCGCCGGCGGUAGCCGAUCCGAACUGACCUGUGAAAUGGUCCGAAUUGCGCAGACAGUCUUUGGCUUAGAAACCUGCAUGCACUUGACCUGUACCGAUAUGCCUCGCGAACGAGUGGACGCCGCCCUCGAAGCUGCCUAUAACGCCGGUUGCACAAACAUCCUUGCCCUACGCGGAGACCCGCCUCGUGAACAGGAAAAGUGGGAGGCUGCAGAGGGAGGCUUUCGAUACGCCAAGGACUUGGUCAAAUACAUUCGGGAGAAAUAUGGAAACCAUUUCGAUAUUGGUGUUGGCGGAUACCCGGAGGGUGCUGAUGACAAUCCCGAUGUUGACCAAUUGAUUGACCACUUGAAGGAAAAGGUGGAUGCCGGAAGUACCUUCAUCGUCACACAGAUGUUUUAUGAUGUGGACAACUUUUUGAACUGGGUGGAGAAGUGUCGCGCAAAGGGGAUCAAUGCGGCUAUUGUCCCUGGCAUCAUGCCCAUUUCGACAUAUGAUGCAUUCAUGCGUCGUUCGAAUUGGACAAAGAUCCGCAUUCCACCAGACUGGCUCGAGAAGCUUGAACCAGUCAAAGCCGAUGACGCCAAAGUUCGAGAAGUUGGUACCAAGUUAGUGGCCGAAAUGUGCCGUAAACUAUUGGCAUCUGGUCAUAUACAUCACCUUCACUUUUACACCAUGAACCUCGCACAAGCCACCCGUCUAAUUCUGGAAGAACUCAGACUCCUACCCUCCGAAGAAGCUCCCCUCCAAAAACCUCUGCCAUGGCGACGAUCUCUUGGUCUCCGCCGACGCAGCGAAGAUGUUCGUCCGAUCUUCUGGCGAAACAGAAACGCCUCCUACAUUGCUCGCACAGCCGAUUGGGACGAAUACCCCAACGGACGUUGGACCGACGCUCGUUCUCCUGCCUUUGGCGAGUUGAACGCUUACGGCGUGAGACUCAAAGGCACAAACGAACAAAACAUCAAGCUUUGGGGUGCACCCAAGUCUAUUAAAGACCUCUCUGACAUCUUCUUGCGCUACUUGAAUGGCAAACUGGAGAGACUGCCAUGGAGCGAUUCUUCCGUCACUCUCGAGACCAGUGAUAUUCAGAACGAACUCCUCGACUUGAAUAAGCGCGGUUUCCUCACAAUCAACUCUCAACCCGCAGUCAACGGCGUCAAAUCUACUGACCCAGUCCACGGCUGGGGUCCUCGCAACGGCUUCGUCUAUCAAAAGGCAUACCUCGAACUCCUCGUUCCACCCGAGCACGUAGAAGAACUUCUCCGGCGAAUCGAGAAGAACCCCGAUCUCACAUACUACUGCAUCAACAAGACCGGCGAACUAAGAGCGCGAAGCGAUGAGGGGCCCAACGCCGUUACAUGGGGUAUCUUUGCCUCCAAGGAGAUCAUUCAGCCUACUAUUGUCGAGAGCGUGAGCUUCAUGGCCUGGAAGGACGAGGCGUAUCAGUUGGGUGAUGAUUGGGCAAAGUGUCAUCCUGCAGAUAGCCCUAGUCGGAAACUUCUGCAGCGGGUUAUGGAUGAGUGGUACAUUCUCAAUAUCGUGAAUAAUGACUUCCACAAAAACGACGAUAUCUUCCGCCUCUUCGACGGCCUCGUCAUCAAGGACUUUGAAACUGAAGUACCUGGCACUGCUCCAGAAGUCGCUGACGGCACCUCCACCAACUAA